This is a messenger RNA of Liolophura sinensis, 2208 nucleotides long. Its product is annotated as kelch-like protein diablo. Gene Ontology annotation, molecular function: protein binding. Lineage: Eukaryota; Metazoa; Mollusca; Polyplacophora; Chitonida; Chitonidae. The coding region runs from base 1 to 2208 and encodes 735 amino acids. The record is from RefSeq and is a predicted model, not a curated record. The transcript is spliced from 8 exons.
AUGGACGAUACAAACGUUUUCCGGCCUCUGGCAUCCCCCGAUUCCGCUUCAUCAGCCGGCGUGUCCUGGGCCAGUGAGCCCAACGACAAUUUGGACAAAACGGCCUCACCCCGCCUUCGGGCAGCCCUGCACCAACUCACCACAAAACCCAUCGACAAAAUCCACCAUUACUCCCAACUUGGAGAGUACGUAAAACAACUGUAUCAGGACAAAAGUAUGGCGGAUGUGAUAAUCCGGAUAAACGAGGAGACGUUUGCUACCCACCGAAUUGCUUUGGCGAGUCAGAGCGAAUACUUCUCCAACCUAUUCCUGAACGAGGUAUCUAAUGGCCGCCUCAAAUUACCACUGGAGAUCCGCAUCAAAGGCAUAGAGCCUGACGCUUUCAGGGCUUUCCUUAGUUACAUCUACACAGGGGAGCUCGAUGUUAGACCUGAUCUUGUGUCAGAUUUCUUGUUUAUGAGCAGUAAGCUGAAAUGUCAUGGGAUACUGGAGACCUGGCAAGACUUGUUGGACAACAUGACUCCUGAACAGGCUCUCAUCCUCGUGGACAAAGUUGCCAGCAACGGACCACUGUAUAAACAAGCUUACGACAUCGUCAGGAAAAAUUUCUACCACCUUCAAAGGUGGAAGAGAUUUUAUCACCUAAGUACUGAUACCAUGUGCAAACUCUUAACAGAUGAUCAACUUAUGGUUCGCUCAGAAAUGGAGGUCUUUGAGAUAGUUAUGGACUGGCUGAGCCAUGCCAAAAACCUCUCUCCGGAUUCAGAAGUUCGCUUGUUGAGACGAAUUCGCUAUUCAUUGAUGAGUCCUCCAGAUCUCUUCCACUGUUGUAAGAGGAGUCCUGUCUUCAAAACAGAUCCUGUAUGCAAGGAGCUUGUUCUCAGAGGGAACUGGUUGCAUACGACACAUGAACUUGGACUUCAGGAUGGUAUGACAAUAGAAGGAUCAAAACCUAGGAUAAAGAUGCCAGACGAUAUGUUUCAGGAUUCGCCUGCCUUUACCCAACCAAGCAUGAAUCCAUCUCCUACCACCAGCAUGGUCCAGGAUUCUGUGCAGCCACAACCACCCCCAGGUCUAGAGGAUAUCCCUGCAGCACCCGAAACGCGCCACUCUAACUCCGCCAGGUCCGUCAACCAAACAACAGAGGACGAGUACUCCGUGGAUGAUUACAUCAUCGGUGACCACCUACCAGCCCGUCGGAACCCACGCGCAAAGUUGACGUCAGGGCUCAGAUAUAAUGGCCCUCAGAUAGACGACUUUUUGACUGGAGACAUUUUGGCAGUUGGUGGUGCGCAGAAGAGGUCCCGUGACCAUAAAUACGGUCGACACGUUCAACGUUACAGUUCGGAGAAAAACAAAUGGAUGCAGUUCGCCCCUCUUCCGGAACACCGACAAAACCAUGCGGUUGCCAUUUUUGGAGGAAAGUUGUAUCUUGCUGGUGGAUGUGAAACCGAUAAGUCGCGAAGGGCGGCAACACAGGCCUGUAACCGAGUGUUUGUCUUUGAUACUGAAGAGACCAUAUGGUGUGAAGUGGCUCCAAUGAUAUCCAAGCGAAGGUGCCACGCCCUCUGUCCUCUCUUCGGAAAGCUGUAUGCCUUGGGUGGACAAGAUGAGUGGGGAAGAGUGUUGAACACUGUAGAGAGGUACAAUCCCCACGAGAACAACUGGUCGUACAUUUCACCCAUGAGGUUCGCUCGUUUGGGGGCAGGGGCGGCAGUAUUUAAGGGCUUCCUGUUUGUAGUGGGCGGUUACGGCGAAGAAGGUGCCCUCAACAGAGGAUUGCCCGUCCUGAAAGUCGUGGAAUGUUUCGACCCAAGAAUACACAAAUGGACUGUAAAGCACGACUUGCGCAUUCCCCGUUGUUACUGUAACCUAGUGUGCAGCAACAAGCGUAUGUACGUGUUCGGCGGUGCCGCUGAAGUGAACAACAUGCUGCAGAGCAUCUCCUCCGUGGAUCUGUAUGACCCCAGGUCAGACACCUGGGAACAUGUGGCGAACCUGAAAACUGCCAGGCAUAACAGCGGUUCCGCCGUUAUAGGCAACAAAAUCUACAUCAUAGGCGGAGUCUGUUCAAAGGAUUACAAUCAAGUUUUACAGUCUAUCGAAUGUUACAAUGCAGGGACUGGAUUCUGGGAGUCGGGGGUGGAACCUUUGCCACAUCCUUCUAAGUCUGUGGGCUGUGCUGUCUUACCAAUGAUGUCUAAAUAA